AGAGGCGUGGGGAAGAGGAGCAGCAGCAGGAGGAGGAGUAGCAGCAGCAGCGGCAUCAGGAGGAGCAGCAGCAGCAGCAGGAGGAGGAGCAGCAGGAGGAGUAAGAAGGCGGUCAUGGCGCUCAACCUCAACAAGAACCGCACGGCUCUGCUCGCGGCCUACGAGGAUGUGUGCAGCGAGAAGUCGUCCACCAGCUGGGCUCUCUUCAGUUAUGAAGGGAAUACAAAUGACCUCAAGCUGGUUAUGUGCGGAGCAAACGGUCUGGAGGAGAUGGUGGAGGAGCUCAAUAGCGGCAAGGUGAUGUAUGCCUUCUGCAAGGUUAAAGACUCAAAGGCUGGCCUCUGCAAAUACGUCCUCAUCAAUUGGAUCGGAGAGGGAGUCAGCGAUGGGAGGAAGGGCACUUGUGCCAACCACGUGAACUCCGUGGCCAACUUUUUCAAGGGGGCUCACGUGACGAUAAAUGCUCGUGCGGAGGAGGACGUGGAGCCCGAGGUGAUCAUGGAGAAGGUGGGCAAAGCGGCCGGCGUGACCUUCGGCCUCCAGCAGGAGAACUCCUGCUUUGUGGACAACGCGCCUCGGAAGCCCGUGGGCUCUGUUUAUCAGAAGACCAAUGCGGCUGUGGAGAUCAAACGGGUGAAAAACGAUGGCUUCUGGGCGAGGGCAGAGCGCGAGGAGAAGCUGCGCAAGGAGGAGGAGCGCCUGCGGGCGGCAGAGCAGCGCAAGCGCGAGGAGGAGGAGCGGCAGGAGCGCGAGCGUCAGGAGGCGGGCGAGCGGGAGCGGCGCUUCCUGGAGAAGGCGCGCGAGAUCGACGAGCUCAAAAAAUAUCAAGAAAAGGCCGAUUCAGAGGACAGAAGUAAAGAAAAACAGAAAUGGGAGCAAGAAGAGAACGAUUAUCAGCAGCGGAUGCGCCGCGGCUACAAGAAGAGCGAAUCGGUGGAGAAAGCAGCCGAAGCAGCCACGGUCAUCCAGCAGAGGUCGCUGAACCCGCGCGAGAUCUUCAAGCAGAAGGAGCGUGCGAUGUCGUACGACCACACCACGCCGACCCCCUACUCCCCCGGGAAACUGAAGAGCCCGUUCCUGCGGAAGGAGGGCAGCCUGCCAGCCUGGGAGUGCAGCGCGCCACGCGGCUCGGGCAAAGUCUCUCCUACAGUGUUCGAGAUUCCUGAGUUCGAGGCAUCGACGGACGUGGACUCGCACCGACCGGCCGACAAACGGCAGGCGGCGUCGCCGGAGCGUUCGGCCCGGCAGACUUCCCCUCCCCGGGCGGCUGCUGCUGCUGCUGUUGCUGCGUCUCCGCCGUGGCAGAGUCGCUCCGAGAGCCAGGCCCCGGCGGCAGAGAAGAGGGCGGCUUCCCCGCCACCGUCGAUAUCGGCGUCGCCUCCGCCGCCGUCGCCACCGCAGCCGAAGAAGCAGCUGCCGCAGCAGCAGCAACAGCCGCAGCAGCAGCAACAGCAGCAGCAACAGCCGCAGCAGCAGCAGCCACUGAAGCAGAAGGCAUCGCCGACACGCGCUCCGCAGGUCAACGACGAGCAGGUGUUCCCAUCGCAGGCCACACCAGCAGCUGCCGGCCCUCCAGCAUCGCCGCAGACGUCGCCACUGUCGCCGGCGGGCCGCACGGGCACAGCGGCCGUGCUGCAGAAGGCCCAGGCCCUGUGGAGGCCCGAGGAGGAAGAGCAGGAGCGGCCUGACGACAACGACUGGGAUGACGAGCACCAGCCGGCGGCGGACGCGUACUACCCGCACCAGGCCGGCAACAACAACGGCACGGAACGGCCCACGCACGUCGAGCAGCCCGGCCAGGAAACGGCACAGACGGACCCGUCCGGCUACUACUACUCGCAGUACCAGGACCAGCAGGCCUACCAGCAAGAUGGCUACCAGCAGGAGUCUGCCGACGGCUAUCCGACGGAGCAGUACGACCUGGAGGGCAAAGGACAGUGCGCCCGUGCCCUCUACGACUACCAGGCCGCGGACGAGACGGAGAUCACCUUCGACCCCGACGACCUCAUCACGCACAUCGACCAGAUCGACGAGGGCUGGUGGCGCGGCUACGGGCCUGACGGACGCUACGGCCUCUUCCCGGCGAACUACGUCCACCUCCUCAACUGAGCCGCCCCAUCCCACCCCCCCCCCCCCCCAGCGCGGCGGCCACACGCUAAGUUAAACAAUUAAGUCGGGUUUUGUCGGCGUACGAGAAACCUAGAAUAGUAAACGGGCGGCGACGACGCCGACGACGCCACGAUCAAACUGUCACUCCGCUCCGAUGCUCUCGGCAUGCAAGCAUGGUCUGAGCCCCCCGGGGUAAGCCGAGUUCGUCGCAAGCAAUUCAAGCCGGUGUUAGGUCGUUCCGACGCGUCACAUUCCACGGCGGUUAAGUAGAGAAUUGCGUUAUUUUUAUGCUGUCGGCUGCCGCUUGCUCGUUUUGGGGUCUAGUGUCGGCGCGCACCGCUACGGCGAGCGUUUUCUUAAUUGUUGAGCCUGGCAUUACUUUCUGGCUUGUGUGUUGGUAUAUUUUUUUUUUCUACUUUACUUUCAUAUAUAAAUGUGUUACGCCCACAGCCGUUUUAAGUGUUUUCACGUAAGUGGCCCUGAGUGUUGAUGAUGUCUUUGUAUGAAUUCCAUGGCCAAAUAAUUAAACAACACUAUGCAUUUAAAUGUUUUUUUUUGUUUGGUUUUGGUGAGAAGGUUUUGGGGGGAUCGGGGCGGUUGGCGGGGGGGGGCUCAGAGGCUAAUGCCCAUUGCACACGUGCGCUGCGUUGUCACUAUCGGGUUCGCCAGGUUACCAAGUGCAGCGAGUUGCUCGCCACAGCCCAUUCACCAACGACGGUGACUUAGUCUAAGUGUCUCCCUGCUCAAACAAGCAUUGGGCCAGUGCUAAUCGAUCAAAGCCGGUGGUCGAGAUUGCACGUUUUAUAUGGCAGAGGGCCAUUUUUUUUCUCCGUGGGAUGAACACUUCUCACCACGUAGUGGUCCUCACUUCAUUGUCCACAGAUGAGUGGUGGACUGAGUCGAUUCCCACGAAUCGGAAAUUAAACUCGCAAGCUGCCAACGAGAACCUUCCGUAGCCUCUCACCUGCGGGGUUCAUCGGGCUAACCGUCAAGCCGCGUAGAUAUCACUACCGUAGAAGCUCUUCCACUACAUUUGGCCUCGAUCAUCUAUGGGGGGGGGCGUGGGGGGGGCUACCAUUUGGGAACAUACGUUGUUGGGUGUCACUGGCACAGGACUAACAAGGCUGUGCCGUACUAUACAUUGCUCACUACAAUACGCCUUGGGUUUAUUUAAAAAUGCCAGACUGAUCGUGGAUUUUGUAGCCAAUGGUACCGAAGGACUAUUCAGCUGCGUAGUGUGUAGCUUGGUGGUGGUGUAAAUGACAAUGUGACUGGGGUGUGGUAUAACACCCCAGGCACAUUGUGUAAGUCUCGCUGCCCGUGCCGUGACAUAUGCCUUCGCUCACCAUUACAAUAACGGUGCUGGACUGAUGGUCUCUGAACCUACAUCACCAGAAAAAAAGUUGUCCUCAGAUUGAAUUAGUUUUGUUUGUUUGUUGGUUACUGUAGUUCACAGCGGUGGUCUUGUUGUAUAAAAGAUGUUAUUCUCACUGGAAAAAGACGUUGGAUCACUUUCCUGGCCUUUAUGCUAGGACACGUUCGUUUUCCACGUGCUACAGCAUCCACUCACUGCAGGUGGCGUUUGACCAGGUUCAGUAGUUCACGCCCCCUCCACGCAUUGUCGAUAUAUACGUAUAGCGAUAGCAUGCACGAUGUACAACACCUUAAGUUGACUUCCUUAUCAGAUUCUAAGAUGUAUCAAUUUGCAUUUGUUAGGGUUAAUGUUACCACCCGGAAUGUAUUACUCAAACUUAAUCAUCCUAAACAUUGCGAGUGUGUCAUUUUAAAUGGUAUGUUUUUUGCAAAUGAAGCAAUGGCUUUUGUACAAUG
This is a messenger RNA of Petromyzon marinus (sea lamprey), 3939 nucleotides long. Its product is annotated as drebrin-like protein. The record is from RefSeq and is a predicted model, not a curated record. NCBI's taxonomy places the organism in Eukaryota, Metazoa, Chordata, Hyperoartia, Petromyzontiformes, Petromyzontidae. Gene Ontology annotation, cellular component: dendrite; cortical actin cytoskeleton; postsynaptic density. Gene Ontology annotation, molecular function: actin filament binding. Gene Ontology annotation, biological process: postsynaptic actin cytoskeleton organization; neuron projection morphogenesis; regulation of actin filament polymerization.